UGUUAUUUGUUAAUGUUAUUGAAGUUUAUUUAUGCUAUCUUGUGUAUACAAGGAAGGCAUAUCCAAGGAGUAUGCAGGCACAAUAACAUAGGCAAAAAAGUAACCAAUAUCUCAAUACGUAUAGUGAUAGUGUAUAAGGCAACGUUCUGACAUUGGUCUAUGUUCACUUGGACCGACUAUCCCCGAAUUCAAUAGUUUUUAGUUAUAAAAUUCCGAAAUUUAAUUAUGACUGUGAAGCAGCCCGACAUUUUCCGUGAUACUUAUAUCCGUUAUUUAGGGUACACCAAUGAGAUAGGAGAAUCUUUCAAGGCGUUCUUGCCCAGGUGGGCGUAUUUAGGAACAUAUGCUGUCGCCUGCACGUAUGUGGCAGCUGACGCCUUCGAUAAAGGAGCAGUCGCAUAUAAGAUCUCCGAUGAUCCAAACAAACACGCAAGGGCGGCUGUGGCCGUUGUUGAUACAGGGCUGUGGCAGUCAUUUGCAUCGGUCAUCAUACCUGGAGUUUUUAUCAACCGCCUGUGUGCCGCGUCUAUGUUCACCGUCACCCGAUUGGCCCCAAAACUUAAAGGAUCAACACACAAAUGGAUCACGACCGCUGUGGGCUUGUUAUCAAUUCCGAUGAUUAUCCAACCGAUCGAUCAUUUAGUCGAAGAAAGCAUGAACAACUUAGUAAGGCCCCGGUUUGUGAACAUGCUAAGGGUACGAUAGCGUGACGCACCGUGUGUUCUAGUGCGGCCAUGUGCUAGUAACAAAGUUUGUAUGUCAGAGUGACUUCAAAAUAAAAUAGCUGGAAAAGCAUACUCUAUCG
Messenger RNA from Sphaeroforma arctica JP610, 805 nucleotides. RefSeq lists its product as hypothetical. Gene Ontology annotation, cellular component: mitochondrion. The transcript is spliced from 5 exons. Bases 226 to 705 code for a protein of 159 amino acids. The record is from RefSeq and is a predicted model, not a curated record. NCBI's taxonomy places the organism in Eukaryota, Ichthyosporea, Ichthyophonida. Gene Ontology annotation, biological process: mitochondrial fission.